This is a messenger RNA of Ustilago hordei, 399 nucleotides long. RefSeq lists its product as uncharacterized. The record is from RefSeq and is a predicted model, not a curated record. NCBI's taxonomy places the organism in Eukaryota, Fungi, Basidiomycota, Ustilaginomycetes, Ustilaginales, Ustilaginaceae. Bases 1 to 399 code for a protein of 132 amino acids. The transcript has a single exon.
AUGGAGGGACUCAAGAGCAUGAACAUCUGGGGAAUUGUUGACAAGCCUACAAAUGCACACCUUGUAGACUCCAAACUUGUCCUCAAUAUCAAAACAGAUGCUAAUGGCAUUCCUUAUAAAUUCAAAGCUAGGUUCUGUGCACAUGGAUUCUCACAAAGAGAAGGCUUGGAUUACAUGGAAAUCUUCACACUGGUAGUGCCCCAUGCUGCAAUCCAGACAGUUCUUGUGAUUGCCACCAAACUGGACUGGGAACUCAACUCAAUAGAUGUCAAGCAAGCAUACCUAAAUGCCAAAUUAGAGCAUGAGAUUUAUCUCAAGCCUCUGGAAGGUGCAAAUGUACAGGUGGGCAAGGUAUACAAAUUGAUCAAGAGCCUCUACAGCCUCAAACAGUCUGGAUGA